Lotus japonicus is the source of this 1795-nucleotide messenger RNA. Its product is annotated as tryptophan synthase beta chain 1-like. The coding region runs from base 132 to 1544 and encodes 470 amino acids. Gene Ontology annotation, molecular function: tryptophan synthase activity. Gene Ontology annotation, biological process: L-tryptophan biosynthetic process. The record is from RefSeq and is a predicted model, not a curated record. NCBI's taxonomy places the organism in Eukaryota, Viridiplantae, Streptophyta, Magnoliopsida, Fabales, Fabaceae. The transcript has 5 exons. Gene Ontology annotation, cellular component: chloroplast stroma; cytoplasm.
GCACACAAAGACAAAAUCCCCAUUUCUCCAUGAUCUCAACAACCCAUAUAAUAUAAAUACCAAAAUCCCCAUUUCAUAAACCAUUUGUUUCAGAAACCACACACAUCUUCACCGGCAAUUGAAAAAUCGCCAUGGCUACCUCCUCCAUUGCAAGCCUCAACUCACCUUCAAGGUUGCUUUCCAUUCCAAAAGAGCCAUACCCAUCUUCCCAUUUCUCCUCAAACCUGCUCAAGUUUGCAGCUCCCAGAACCCCUUCUUCUUCUGUCUCCUGCUCCCUCACAAGAGACCCUGCCUCUGUUCUUCCACUGGAGCAACGCGUCGAGCUCAACAAUGGGGCGCUUCUGCAUCAGAGACCUGAUUCAUUUGGCAGGUUUGGGAAGUUUGGUGGCAAGUAUGUCCCUGAAACUCUAAUGCACGCUCUCACCGAGCUUGAGGCGGCGUUUCAUUCCCUCACUGCUGAUGAGGAUUUUCAGAGAGAGCUGGCUGGAAUUCUAAAAGAUUAUGUUGGUCGGGAGAGUCCUCUUUAUUUUGCAGAAAGGUUGACAGAGCACUACAAGAGGCCUAAUGGUGAAGGGCCUCACAUUUAUCUGAAGAGGGAAGAUCUUAAUCACACCGGGGCUCACAAAAUUAACAAUGCUGUUGCCCAGGCUUUGCUUGCCAAGAGUUUAGGCAAGAAACGCAUUAUUGCUGAAACUGGAGCCGGUCAGCAUGGAGUUGCCACUGCAACUGUAUGUGCUCGAUUUGGUCUAGAAUGCAUUAUUUAUAUGGGUGCACAGGAUAUGGAAAGGCAGGCACUCAAUGUUUUCAGGAUGCGUCUUCUUGGUGCUGAGGUGAGACCUGUCCAUGCCGGGACUGCCACUCUCAAGGAUGCUACAUCAGAGGCUAUAAGGGACUGGGUGACUAAUGUAGAGACUACUCAUUAUAUUUUGGGUUCUGUGGCUGGGCCGCAUCCAUAUCCAAUGAUGGUAAGGGAGUUUCAUGCUGUGAUUGGCAAGGAAACCAGAAAGCAAGCUUUGGAAAAAUGGGGAGGGCUACCAGAUGUCCUGAUUGCUUGUGUUGGUGGAGGUUCAAACGCCAUGGGACUUUUCCAUGAAUUUGUUGAUGACAAAGAUGUUAGGCUAAUUGGUGUGGAGGCUGCUGGAUUUGGCCUGGACAGUGGCAAGCAUGCUGCGACAUUAACGAAGGGAGAAGUUGGGGUUUUGCAUGGAGCUAUGAGCUAUUUGCUUCAGGAUGAUGAUGGCCAAAUAGUCGAGCCUCACUCUAUCAGUGCAGGCUUGGACUACCCUGGCGUUGGACCUGAACAUAGCUUUUUGAAGGAUUUAGGGCGUGCUGAAUAUUAUAGCAUCACUGAUGAAGAAGCAUUGGAAGCUUUCAAGAGAGUUUCACGACUUGAAGGCAUAAUUCCAGCUCUGGAGACAUCUCAUGCGUUGGCAUACCUAGAGAAAGUGUGUCCAACCCUUCCUAAUGGAACCAAGGUUGUGCUUAACUUCAGUGGCCGAGGUGAUAAGGAUGUUCAAACUGCUAUCAAGUACUUGAAGGUUUGAAAUUUGAGUAGUUCAUGUUCUUGUGUAGACCAGUGUUUUAGCUCUUGAAUAGACUUCAUUUUCAUACUAUUUUAAUUAAGAGACAGGAUAAGGUUGAGUUUUACUGUGCUAAAUCAAGUGGUUAAAGAACCAUUGUAUAUUUUGGGUCACAGAACUGCGGCUAUUCAAUAUGUAAUGUACUUCUGUUUUGAAUAACACGAUAAAAUGUGGUGAAUGCAAUGACAACCUGCUGUGGAAACUUGCUGCAUGAA